AUGUUGCUAGCAAGCUUUGGGAAACAGAUCCAGAACAUCGAGUGGGCUCUGGACCUGCUAGGUGCCUAUGCAGAGUCACUGCGCAAUCAGCUGUUUCCCAGAAGACUCAGAGGACAUAGCCUCCUGCAUACGGCCCCAGAGGCUCGCACAGAUGGGAUCGCCCCAGUGUUCAUCCGUGCCUUGGCCUUUGGGGACAGGCUUGCCCUUAUUGACAAACAUGGCCGUCACACCUACAGGGAGCUUUAUGACCGCAGCCUUUGUCUGGCCCAGGAGAUCUGCAGGCUUCGUGGUUGUAAGGUUGGAGACCUCCAGGAAGAGAGGGUCUCCUUCCUGUGUUCCAAUGACGUCUCCUAUGUUGUAGCACAGUGGGCCUCCUGGAUGAGCGGUGGUGUCGCCGUCCCACUCUACUGGAAGCACCCUGAGGCCCAGCUAGAGUAUUUCAUCCAGGAUUCCCAGAGCUCCGUGGUCGUGGUUGGCCAGGAGCACUUGGAGCGGCUAAGUCCCCUGGCCCAGAGGCUGGGAGUCCCUCUUCUGCCUCUCACGCCUGCCAUCUACCAUGGAGCAGCAGAGCAGCCCAUAGAGCACCCGGUUCAAGAGCGGGAGUGGCGUGACCGGGGUGCUAUGAUCUUCUACACCAGCGGGACCACAGGGAGGCCCAAGGGUGCACUGAGCACCCACCGUAACCUAGCAGCUGUGCUGAGAGGGCGACUGUGGUGCCAGGACCAGCUCAGCACAGGAUGCCGAGAGCACUCAGGUACCAGUGCUGUGCCGGCACCUCCCAUCCCUGCUCUUAGGCAGUGCUGUCCCCCACAGGUGACGGGGCUGGUUCACGCAUGGGCGUGGACGAAGAACGAUGUGGUCCUUCAUGUGCUCCCUCUGCACCAUGUCCACGGCGUGGUCAACAAGCUGCUCUGUCCACUCUGGGUAGGAGCCACCUGUGUGAUGCUGCCUGAGUUCAGUGCUCAGCAGGUUUGGGAAAAGUUCCUGAGUUCUGAAGCUCCGCGGAUUAACGUAUUUAUGGCAGUGCCCACUAUCUACAGCAAACUGCUGGAUUACCAUGACAAGCAUUUCACACAGCCUCACGUGCAGGAUUUCGUACGUGCAGUUUGUAAAGAAAAAAUUAGGUUGAUGGUGUCAGGCUCAGCUGCCCUGCCUGUGCCACUGCUGGAGAAGUGGAAGAGCGCCACGGGCCACACACUACUGGAGCGCUAUGGCAUGACGGAGAUUGGCAUGGCCCUGUCCAGCCCCCUGAAGGAGGCUCGCCUGCCAGGUUCUGUGGGGACCCCACUGCCGGGGGUGGAAGUACGCAUUGUCUCAGAAAACCUGCACAAGGAUGCCUCCUACACCAUCCAUGCUGAGGGGAAUGAGCAGGGGACUAAGGUGAGGCCAUCUUUUGGAGGUUUCUUCCCCACCGUGCUGGGAGCAGCCUUGGGCAGUAGGAAUGUGACUCCAGGGUUUGAGGAAAAGGAAGGGGAGCUGCUAGUUAGGGGACCCUCUGUGUUUCGAGAGUACUGGGGUAAGCCAGAAGAGACUAAGAAUGCUUUCACUUCGGACGGCUGGUUCAGAACAGGAGACACUGCCGUGUUCAAGGAUAAUAGGUACUGGAUCCGAGGGCGCACAUCAGUGGACAUCAUCAAGACUGGAGGCUAUAAAGUCAGCGCCCUGGAGAUCGAGCGGCACCUGCUGGCCCACCCUAGCAUCACAGAUGUGGCUGUGAUUGGAGUUCCAGACAUGACAUGGGGCCAGCGAGUCACAGCUGUGGUAGCCCUUCAGGAAGGACACUCACUUUCCCACAGUGAUCUCAAGGAGUGGGCCAGAGGCCUCCUGGCCCCCUAUGCUGUGCCUUCCGAGCUCCUGCUGGUGGAGGAGCUCCCGCGGAACCAGAUGGGCAAGGUGAAUAAGAAGGAGCUGCUCAAGCAGUUCUAACCCCGCAUGACCGGAGGGGCCAGCCAGGCCAAGGCCAGAGGACAGCAUCCCUGACGAUCAUGUGCCGUGGGCCUCACACGGUCCAGAGACCCUUAGAUGCAACCCCCGCCCCUGCAAUCAGGAUGACCAGAAUCAGAACCAGUGGGAUGAGAUCGCGAAGCGAGGCUUCCCAAGCCCGUGCUGAUUGUCCACAUUCAGGUGACCCUGGCCGCUAGUGUGUGCCCAG
This is a messenger RNA of Acomys russatus (golden spiny mouse), 2152 nucleotides long. RefSeq names its product acyl-CoA synthetase family member 3 (gene Acsf3). The coding region runs from base 1 to 1926 and encodes 641 amino acids. The record is from RefSeq and is a predicted model, not a curated record. Gene Ontology annotation, biological process: fatty acid metabolic process. Lineage: Eukaryota; Metazoa; Chordata; Mammalia; Rodentia; Muridae. Gene Ontology annotation, molecular function: medium-chain fatty acid-CoA ligase activity. The transcript has 11 exons.